Paramuricea clavata is the source of this 7203-nucleotide messenger RNA. The record is from the annotation of a GenBank genome assembly. NCBI's taxonomy places the organism in Eukaryota, Metazoa, Cnidaria, Anthozoa, Malacalcyonacea, Plexauridae.
UUCCCGUAUUCCCCCAUUCCCGUAUUCCCAUAUUCCCAUAUUCCCGCAUUCCCGUAUUCCCAUAUUCCCGCAUUCCCGCAUUCCCGUAUUCCCAUAUUCCCGUAUUCCCAUAUUCCCGCAUUCCCGUUCCCUAUUUUAAAGAUAGCCGAAUUGUAGCGUGUUCUCUUUCCGAUAACUUUCCGAUUCUAAAUCGAUACAAAACGACCCGUUACGAAAGGCACGUCAGGACUCAGGUGGAUGGAAAUUUAGUGUUUUAGUCAAAGGCAAAACAAAAAUAAACAACAAAAGUGUAGAUUUCUUACUCUUAGACACAUUUUUAAGUCGUGAAUGUAGUUUGAUUGUUUUAUAUAAAGGCAAGGUAAUUAUAUACAGGUUUUUGGAGUUACAUGUUUUUAUAUAGGGAUGUGUGUGUCCUGUGGUGAGGCAAAGUCCAGAUUUUUUUUUAUAAAAAAACUUUGUUAUAAAAAAACGUUGCCUUUUACAAUACGAAAUGAGAAAAAAUAUACAAAGAUAAAACUGAAGAUGAUUUUUAGUAGACCACCAUCUCAAAGACCGAAAUAUUGGCAGUAUUAAAAUAAAGAGGCUCUGCAUUAUCGCAUAUGGGGAAACAUUAGAUGGGUUCAUUGGAGGGAAUUCAUGUAUAAUUUAAUUUCUUGUUGUUAUUAAUAAUUAAUUAAGCUGCAAUGUGCCCCAAUGCACCAUACUUUAUUAUUUUACUCUGUCUAAUCCCUGACGAUUUUACUUGUUGAAGUCUAAUUGAAGGGAGAGUCUUGCACUUUAGUGGGUUUCCCCUCCAGUGUGGAAAGUUUGUAUCACCCAAUCACAGAGCAGCCAAUGUGAUUUUUGAUGAGAAAAUUCAGUUUUUCCCCCCAGUUUCUCACCCCCCCCUCCCAUUGCAAAAGAAGUCCACUUGUUGACAGCCUCUUAGUUGAUUCUCUGAAUUUUUUCACAGUUUUCAAAAUGUUAAUAAAAUAUUUGUUUCAAUUAAAAAGGCAAUGGCUUAUGUCCAAGUUUUGGGAGGACUAGCAGUUCUAGGAGGAGGCUGUCUGGCUUACGCUGCUGCUCAAAGCCGUCAUGUACGUUUAACUUGAACAAUGCCUGUAUAUUGUGAUUUGUAUUGUGAGAAAUGGCUGAACUGGAUGUUUAUUUGGUUUUUUUUCAGAGCAUUACAAUUGAAUAUCACGAUUUAGAAACUGCAAUCAAAUUAGGUGAAAAAUUAACACCAUUACCUUCAAGGUAAAAUUUCUUUGAAAACUUGUAAAUGAUCAUGUUAAUUUCAAUGACCUUGCAAAAUUUGGAUACACGGUUUCACUUAAUGCACUACCGUGAGAUGGUAGUUAACCCACAGUUAUCAGAGUAAGAAAAUGAUAAAAACGAGGCCAUUGGAGCAGGAUUGCUAUAAACAGUAAGAAAGCUUCAGAUUGAUAAGGGAUGCAACAGAACCACUUGAAAAAUAAAUACAAGGAGAACUUCGACAUUUUCCUUCGUCAGGAAAAUAAUGGAAGGGCCUUCACUUGAAAUGUUGAACUUCUUGUAUUGGGUUGUUCCAGAAAAGAUCCACACUCCCCCCACGGAGGAAAUUUCUGCCGUCCGGAGGGGGAGGGGAGACAAAAUUGUUUCUGAUAAUAGUAAAUGUAUUAUGACAUCCGAAGGGGGUAGGGGGUUUAACUUCCAAUUUCCUCUGUGGGGGAGGUAUGUAUGUUUUCUGGAAUGACCCAUUUUUCUGGUCAGAGGGGGGGGGAGGAAGUUCUAAAUUCCAAUUCCUGUGAAUACUGCACAAAUUCCGAGGUGCAGUUCUGGCAAAAAGGGCAACCUGUUGCUCCUGUGCUGCCCCUGCAAUGUUUGGGCAACAGGGGCAGUUGCCUCGGUGUCUCCGGUGCCCCUGUUUCAGGUAGUUGCAUCCUUAUUAAUCCAAAGCUUUCUUAUUAUUGGAACUACCUACAAUGGCACAGACACAGUGGCAUAACUAUUAUGGGCUCACACCGGGAGAACCCGGGGGCCCCCAACCUCAAUGGGCCAAAUGGGGUCCCCAGGCGAUAGAGCAAAAACAUUGGCCAGGCCUCUGAUAUGUUACAUAUACGGCGCUAGAAUUGUGCCUUUGGCACUUCUACUAGGGGGCCUUCGAAAAUUUUGAACCAGGGGUCCCCUGAUAUAACGUUACGCCACUGCACAGACAGUUCAGAUUAUAAACAGUGAGGUUUAUUUCUUUCAUUAUAUAGUCUUGUAGUCUUGAAAAUAAAUAGAACUGAGAGGUGUAGUCUAAUUUUCUUGCCCUUAUGAGUGUCAACAGCUCUGUCUUCAAGUUGGCCACCAUCUGCUUGCUGAAACCUACCCAAAUACGAAAUAAGCUUCACCUUUGCAGGCAAAUUCAGCUUCAACGACUGAAGGAGACGGCAGAGUUUGAUGUUUUGGUGAUUGGAGGAGGUGCCACUGGUUGUGGCGUUGCAUUGGAUGCAGUCACUAGGGGUGGGUACUACAACACUGGGUCAAUUACCCAGACUCCAAAUCACUCCUCUGGUUUUGUCGAGGACACUGAUCAGGCACAGAUUUUCUGCGGGUGGGGGGGGGGGUGCACACCCCCAGAAAUGAUUUUGUACCCCCAGAGGCAUUUGGCACCGCCCCCAAAAGUUUUUGCACCCCCGCAAAUUAUAUAUAUUUGAUUUGAUAGUUUCAUAUUUCAUUAUUCUUACUACUAAAUUUGUAAAAUUACCAAUAUUAUGGUCUCAGAUCUUGCCAUGCAGGCCUAGAAAACAAAUUUUGUUAAACUUUUUCCUUGGCCUUUCCGGGCACUGCCACCAGGCCCCGGCCAAAGCAAGCAGCAGCACCCCCUCAGAUAUUUAUCCACCCCCCCCCCCCGAAUGAAAAUAUGAAAAUCCAUCUCUGACCCUGAUAGGGAGUGACAGUCUCCAAAACUAGUAAUUAAACUUACCUUGUGUAAAGCAACCAAGGUGCAGGGUUAAUCCAUUGCCUCAACAGUAAAUGCAAGAUUUGCACUCUCAUAUUUGAUAAAAUAAAUUUAAAAUUUCAUCUCAGCUUUUCUUUAUCUCAAUUUAUGAUGUGAAAAUAUAUACUGUACUUCAGUCUGAACACUGAAUUAUUACAGUGGCAGAAAUUCCCUUUUCCUAGUGGGGAAGGGCGAAAGGCAAGCCUUCUAAAUUUCUGACAAACUUACUAUUCUACAUAAAGGGUGGGACAAGGGGCAAUUGCUGCCCCACCCCACUGAUGAAAUUUAUGCCAAAAGUCAUCAUUAUGUUACCUACUUGGAGAGUGCUGGCACAGUGGCACUCAAUGGGUUAAAAAUUUCUGAGCUUUUUGUGAUCUCUGUUGGUGUAUGUAUAGGUCUGACAACAGCCUUAGUAGAGAAAGAUGACUUUGCGUCAGCAACGAGCAGUAGAAGUACAAAACUCCUUCAUGGUGGAGUUCGAUACCUACAGAAAGCUAUUUUCAAUCUGAGUUAUGAACAGGUUUGAAGAUCAAUGUUUAAAUGAAAUCGUAUUUUUGUUUCGCGAGGUCACAUAUUUGAAAAGAAAAUUUUUGUCAUGUUUAGUUCAAGCUUGUUACAGAAGCGUUACAUGAACGUGCCAACAUGUUACGAAGUGCGCCACAUUUAGCUCAACCAUUACCUAUAAUGCUCCCUGUUUACACGUAAGUUGUAACAUCGAAUAUUCUACAGUAAAUUUUUAGUGUAGGUAGUGGUCUUGAAAAUUGAAGUACAGUCCACUAGUGGGCUCAACCUUGGUUUUCAAUCAACAGCUAGCGAACUUGUAAUGCAUGUCCUUUGUGGUAGAUUCUCACUGCUCUUAACUGCAAAUGGUUGUCUCUUAAAAUAUACAUCCUUUCUAUAUAUUUUUUAUGUUUUGAUAGCUAAAUCUGAAAUUACACUGAUUGAAUAUCUAAAUUACUAAAUACCUAAAUAAUCUAGUAACUCAAUACCUGAAUUACAGCGGAACAGUUCGGAACGAAAACAUGCAUGUAGCCUGGAGUAGGAUAUUUGUUUUUAAUCCUGUAAGAUUUUAACUACUAUGACUACUUCAGGAUUUAUCUUGUAUUUAAAGACAUAUUUCUUCACGCGACAACACAUCUUAAUUGAACAUAAUCCGUUGAAGGUGAAAAGAGACUUAUUUUCCCCUGUAUAAUGUAACCUUUUCAAAAAAAUUUGAGCCCUAAAUCAAGGCCCACAAAGAGAGAAAAAAUUUCCACCUAUGUUUAUGCUAUUGAGAAUCUACAGUACCACGAAGGACAUGUAUUUUAAGACUACGGCCUCAGAGGUGAAUAUUAUGUUCUUAGUUGGUGGAAGGUGCCAUAUUUCUGGACAGGAAUAAAGAUGUAUGAUGUGAUCGCUGGAAAACAGCUUCUACACAGCAGUUAUUUUGUUGGUCAGAAGAAAGCAUUAGAAUUGUUUCCAACGUUGAAAAGAAAAGAUUUGUGUGGAGGGAUCGUGUACUAUGACGGUAAGAGGUUUUACAAAGUACGAUAUUUGAAAAAUAAUAUACCGUCGUGAUGAGAACGUUCGUAUUCUUCAGUAAUCUCAUAAAAGGCAAGAAUGAUAUUUGGUGACAAAUGUGAACUAAAAGAUUAUGUUAAACCAGAAGGAUUUUGUUCAAUAAUAAGGUCUUUCACUACGAUCGUGAUAUUCUUUGAAUUUCCUAACGCGUUAUUACAUCUGGAAAGAAGUAGGAUCUAGGGAUCAGGAGGAAUGUUUGCCUUUGUGUAAAGAUUAAGGAACAUUUUCAAAUUUCACACAUAUUUUCUUGAGAGAAUCUAAGGAAUCAUACUUACUGUACAUAGAAAUACAUACUUCUUCAUCUGUCAUUUGAUAUUGUGAAGUGUUCAUGUCAUGUGUGAUUCAAUUUUCCAUUACUUUUAACGCAAUUUUGAGGACCAUUUAGAAAAAGGCAAAUACGAAGAACAUUUUAAACGCCUUUUUGUAGGCACGUGUAGUUUCCUAUAAGAUAGAUUUUUCGUAGGGUCUGCAAAAACAAUGCGAUAAAAUUAAAGAUUUGUUUACUCUAGGUCAACAAGACGAUGCUCGUAUGAAUGUUAGUAUAGCACUAACUGCGGCACGUCGUGGUGCAAGUGUCGCCAACCAUACUGAAGUAAUUCACUUAUUGAAGAAGAAAGUUAUUCAAGGUAAUGUUACCAGCAACAAUUGACAUUGUUAUUGGGUCAUGUCUUGUAGUUUAGUACCCGCUGCUCGCACUGAUGAAGUUGCGGGCUUACGGAUAUAGAAAACCUCGCGAAGUAGCUUUUCCACAAAAUAAAACAAUUCAGUUUUCCAUACAAUUUGUAACCUAAUUUUUGGCACAGAGUCAUCUCCUACACAGAUUCGUGUUUCACUCCGUAUUUGUCGACUCUUGUGAACAGUGUUGUCAAGAAUAUUUUAUACGACAACAGUAUUGUCACAACGCUUGUUACAAUACUGUAUUACAACUUGUUAUGAAGAUUGAACAACCAUGUUAUCAAAGCUCAACAUUGCUGUUCUAUUAUUGCUUUUUUCACUGUUCCAGCAACCAUUUUACGACAUUUUCCAGCUAGCGUACAGUAGAAUACUACAGUGCCUACACGCGGACCCACUUUUGCGGCAUAUUUUUUAUGUGUUCAGACACAAACCACGGCAGGUUAGUGUAGAAUACUACCUACAGUACACUGGACCACCACGUUUAUGAGAUAUCUUUUUCAGGUAGUUCAGACACAAACCACGGCAGCUUAUUGUAGAAUACUACCUACACUGGACCACCACGUUUGAGAUAUCUUUUUCAGGUAGUUCAGACACAAAUCACGACAGCUUAUUGUAGAACACUAUAUCACCACCACGUUUAAGAGAUGGGGUCUUUGAAUGCCAAUUGUCCGCUAUAUUCCGCUAUAUAGUUCAAACCAAUUGUCAACUAUCAAUGAGAUAUUUUUAAAGAUAUCAGUAAAUAUGGCCAAAUGUCAGUAGCAGUCAACCUUACUUAGAUUCUCUAUUUUAUAUCUUGUCAGAUGACAUUGAAAAAGAAAUCGUGUGUGGCGCGCGUGUUCGCGACCAGCUCACGCGAGAAGAGUGGAACGUCCAUGCGAAAUGCGUGGUGAAUGCCACAGGACCGUACACGGAUGAUAUAAGGAAGAUGGAUGAUGCAUCAACACCUAACAUCUGUCAGCCAAGUGCUGGAGUACAUAUAGUAUUGCCUGAAUAUUAUAGGUAAGGAAUUUUCAUAAUAGUGUGUUUCGCUAAGCCAUAUCUCCUAGCAGAUCGCGGUCAACCUGCAGUUACCAGAGCAGAGUGGAUAAGUGAUUGUAAAAGCCCUUUACAAAAGUGCAAACAUCAAAACUACGAGUGGCAGGACGGUAUAUAGGGAACAUGAUUGUAGGAUUUUCUAAACAAUGAAGUGAAUAUAUCAUUUGGCUCGCCUUAAAAAUCAAAUACACUACAUACAGGGUGUCCCAAAAAAAACACGAAAACUAUUGAAAUCACCAAUAACAAUUUAUUUGUUAGGAUUUGAAUGCCUUAGCACUCUGUUGGUUCCCACGAGUGCAUGCAUAAAUGAUUGACACAAGUAAAUUUUAUGCAUAAAGAAACUAUUUAAGAAGCUGCCUUAAAUACCCAAGAGCAGAAAAUCGCGCACUUUACAAGGAGAUGUUGUUAACUAAAUUUUAAUACAUGCACCUUGUCAAUAUUUUACGCAUCAUUACGUUCAGCUUUUUAGUAGGGCAUUUAAUUUUAACAAUAAGUGAUUUCAAUAGUUUUCGGGUUUUUUGGGACACCCUGUAUAGUCGGCUGCUCAUUAUUAGAUAUGGUAUUACUUAAGUAACAUACGAAUGUAUCUAAGUAAUCAAGUUUACCAAUUGUUAUGGCUGAGGUUAUGGCUGUAUCGUUCGUUUUAGCCGACAAAAUCGAAGGUAAAGUUUAUGCAAAUCAGGACGAAAUCUUUAUCCUAUUUACAGAUAUUUAUUGAAAAUCUCUUUUGAGCUUUUAUCAUAAAUUAUUAAUAAGACAAUAGAACAUUAACAAGACAAUAGAACAUUCCGAUUACAUGAUCGCGACUGGAUGGUACUGUUGUUAUGUUCCAAUUCUUAACGUCCUAUGUUUAUAUUGGUUUCAGAAAGUUACAGGUACUUCUAGACUGUUUGCUCAUAUUUCGUUCUAUUCUUUAGUCCUCGCAAUAUGGGCUUUCUUAAUCCAGAAACUAGUGAUGGACGGAUAGUAUUUCUUUUGCCUUGGGAAGG